AUGCUGGACGAAGACGGUAUUCAUAUCCCUAUCCUCAUCGUGGCCAAAACGUUAGAGAGCGACGAAGUAUUUGAGUUUUAUGGUCCCGAAUGUACCGGUGACUUCCUAGCGUUCAUGGAUGAAUUGGUGUACGGUCCGGAGGAAAAUCUACGAAUUAUGUAUUCUUUUGAUGGGCACUGGCGGAAAUGUGUCAUGUCCCCAGAUUCCAUCGUCAUUGAACCGGAAAACGGCUGGGAAGGUGCCACACCCAACCAUUCCCACGUGGCCUCAGAAUGGUUGCUCUGGACCGAGCGAAACCUAGGGACGAGAAUACAACAUGCGAGAAACGGUGGAGAAUACAGCAUUCCUUACGGUUCGAGAGUCUAUAGUGUAGACGGAUACGAUGCACAAACUCGUACCGUCUACGAAUUCCAUGGGUGCCUGUUCCAAGGCUGUAGAGAGUGUUUCCCGCAAGGAAACCAGAUUCCCUUCUCUUCCGCUGGUCUCACGGUAGAAGCGUGGCGACGUCAGACGACCCAGAAAACUGCCACAUUACAAAGAUUGGGGUAUACCGUCGUUAAAAUGUGGCAGUGUCAAUGGGAAAAGCUCAAGAAAUCGUCUCCAGACCUCCGCAACCUUACUCAGUCUCUCUCUUUAACCACACUCCUCCAUCCGCGUGAAGCCUUCUUUGGUGGACAAACUGGUUCGACCACACUUUAUCACCGCAUAGACCUCACCUAA
Messenger RNA from Stylophora pistillata, 720 nucleotides. RefSeq lists its product as uncharacterized. The record is from RefSeq and is a predicted model, not a curated record. NCBI's taxonomy places the organism in Eukaryota, Metazoa, Cnidaria, Anthozoa, Scleractinia, Pocilloporidae.